GUGUUGGUGACACUUCCCCUGGCUGUAUUACAAGAUGACGAUGUGGAGUUUGUCCCCACCCUGCCAGACUGGAAGUCAAAGGCCAUGAGGUCAUUAGGGGUCGGGAAGAUAGAAAAGGUCAUAUUGAGAUUCCCCAGACCCUUCUGGAGGAAUAAGAUUAAAGACUGUAAAGUGUUUGGACAUAUUCCUAAUGAGCUGGAGAAUAGGGGAUACUUCAAUGUGUUCUAUGAUUUCUCUGUGGAGAAGGUGGAGAAGAUGUAUAUUUUGGUGACCCAUCUAACAGGAAAUGCCCUCAUUCUACGGGAAAGGUUAGACAGGGAUAUAGUGGCUGCCUGUAUGGAGGUCCUCAAACUUAUGUUCCCAGAGGAGACAGUCCCAAAGCCACUGGAUUAUUUUGUUACAAAAUGGACUAAAGAGCUGUUCUCCAAGAUGUCCUAUAGUUACAUACCCAUAGGAGUGGAUGGGGAUGCCUAUGAUAUCAUGUCACAGGACGUGGCGUCCAAAAUCUACUUCGCUGGAGAGGCUACAAAUCGUCAGUUUCCCCAGUAUGUUACGGGAGCGUACAUUAGUGGAAUACGAGAGGCACACAAAAUCUUCUCCACGCUCGUAGAAGACGACACGUGAAACUGACAACAUGGACUAGAUCAUGUUUUAACGAAAGUUACUUAAGUUCCUAAAUGGCAGUGAAAUUGACAGUCUCCAUUGACAAUUGACGGUCAGCAAAGGUUCGUAAUAUGUACUACCUCAGCACUUGCCAAGAGUGAAUGUUGAUGGACUUGGGAAGAUAAAUACAAACCUUAACUUGAUAAAAGACUUUCAUAUGAGAGAAAUAAUACAAGAUGACCCUUUUCAUCUUCUUGUAAUUGUCAUCCAAAAAAAACAAACACACAAAAACAGCAACAUGCUCUUUUGUAAAAAUUUAAAUGCUAAGGUUUGAUGUCUGUGAAAUAAUUUUGUAUUUAACAUUUUUAUGGAGAAAAUCUUCACCAUUUGUUCAUGUACUCUUAUGUAUAAAAAUUUUAGGUGUCAUUGAUCAUUAAUCAACAAUUGCAAAUGACAAACAAAAAAGGUCUGAAUAAUCAGUUCAUUUAUGACAGAUUUUCUUAUGUUUCAUUUACAUGUAAAUAACUCAUCAUUCAGUUGUCAUCUCUCAUUUUGUAUUAUUGAACAUACAUGUAUCUCUCAAAUAUCCAUAACUUGUUGUACAAAUUGCAUAUAGUAUUUUAAAAUACAUGUAUAUCAAUGUAGUUACAAAGUCUUCAUAUCAGCAUCUGUUCUA
Messenger RNA from Saccostrea cuccullata (small rock oyster), 1279 nucleotides. Its product is annotated as lysine-specific histone demethylase 2-like. Gene Ontology annotation, molecular function: chromatin binding; transcription factor binding; oxidoreductase activity. The transcript is spliced from 5 exons. The record is from RefSeq and is a predicted model, not a curated record. The annotation marks the transcript as partial. NCBI's taxonomy places the organism in Eukaryota, Metazoa, Mollusca, Bivalvia, Ostreida, Ostreidae. Gene Ontology annotation, biological process: positive regulation of transcription by RNA polymerase II; negative regulation of transcription by RNA polymerase II.